Molecule: messenger RNA, 5916 nt
Organism: Tripterygium wilfordii
Lineage: Eukaryota; Viridiplantae; Streptophyta; Magnoliopsida; Celastrales; Celastraceae
Exons: 9
Coding region: 980-5629 (1549 amino acids)
Molecular function (GO): protein binding
Source: RefSeq, a predicted model, not a curated record
GCUGGGACAAUUCGAACAGAGAGUCAAUCAGACUCCUCAGCUCUUCGUCAGAGCUUAAUAGAAGGAGGCGAAGAGGAAAACAUCAAAACCACUUCUGUGAAGCAUGAAGAUCAAGAGGAAGUGAAAUUCAGUGGGAACGUAGAGAGAGAGAUGGUGGAGAACAAUAGGAGUCAGGAGCUUCUGGAGAGGAUGCUGGAGGACAAUGGGAAGAUGAUGGGUUUGAUGGCUGAGCUAUUCGAGAGGAGCGAAAUGCAGACGCGGUUGCUUUGUUCGUUGUCGCGAAGGGUCGAACAGUUGGAGAGGGCUUUCGGGUCCGGGCAGAAGAGAAAGAAGAAGAGGAACGCUACAAGAUCUGUGGGGUUCUUCUCAUGAUAAAAGAAAAGAGAGUGAAGUAGUUGAUCUUGGAUGGGCUCAAUCUAGUUUUCGUGGGCAAUUACUAGGCCCAAGACCCUUUGAUCCCCAACAUAAAAUUAGUGAGAAGGUCAAAUCGUGAAAACCCUGUGAGUUUGUUUAUAAUUAAUAUACCAUUUAAUUUCAAUUUAUAAGAGGACAAAUCGUGAAAACUCUUUUAGUUUUGUCCUUUUUACUACCGACAAAUGCUAAUUACGCAAAAAUGGUAUAUUAUAUUAUCCGUUUUUGAACAUAUAAAAAGUAAAUGUACAGUAAUUAAAGAAAAACAAAGAAAUCAAACCUGCAAGAUACUACAUGAUUAGCAGAUUACACUGUUGUUCUCACCACCCACCCACUCUCUCCGUCACUCACCGGCUCGUCUGCGAGACAAAACGGAAACGCAUAACCAUCUCUCUUUUUGGCUCUAUCAGACUACUAUAUUCUGCGAACCCUACCCAAUUGAAUCUGUGCAAGCAAAGCAGCUCCUGGUGCCCUGAUUUGAUCACUGCACUCACUGCGUCUUUUGGAUUUGUUUUUCGAUCUUUACUACGCUACUCGUAUUUUCGCUUGGUAACUUCUUUACCGUCUUAUGGCUGAACGCAAGCUCGACCUGCCCGCUCAUCUUCUUCCGUGCGAAGUGGAAGCUCCCGGAAGAAAUGAUGAGGCAAAGGGUCAUGGGGGAUUGCUCGAUGAGUCAAAAGAUCAAGUGGCAUCAGAAACCAGUGUGCCAUUGUCCCCGCAGUGGCUUUAUACAAAACCAACCGAGAGUAAGAUGAAAAUGCGUGCUCCACCUUAUGUUUCACGUGGGAACUCUACUGAUUCCAACCAAAAGGAUGGUCGGCGUCUGGAUGGAUCUGAGGAGAAAAAAGAUUGGAGGAGAACUGCUGCUGAAAGUGAAAACAGCCAUCGCUGGCAUGAAGAUGAAAGAGAAACUGGCUUAAUUGAUGGUAGAAGAGAUCGUAGGAAAGUGGAUCAUCGUGUUGAUAAUAUUUCAACAAGGGAAACAACUGACAACAGAGUUUUGCCUGCUUCUGAUCGUUGGCAUGAUGGUAGCAGCCGUGCCUCUUUGCAUGAAUUGCAGCGUGACAACAAAUGGUCAUCAAGAUGGGGUCCUGAAGACAAAGAGGACUCCAGAGUUGAGAAGAGGGCAGAUGUAGAUAAGGAGAAAGAAGAUACUCAGCCUUUUGCGGCCAGCAACCGUUCAGCUUCUGAGCGUGAAUCAGAUUCUCGUGAUAAAUGGAGGCCACGCCACAGAAUGGAGGCACAUUCUGGGGUUUCUACUUCCUUCCGCUCUGAAGCUGGGCCUGGGCUUGAGAGAGUACGCAUGGAGGGUUCAAAUAUCAGAUUCUCUCUGGGACGAGGAAGGUCAAAUACGGUUGGGAGGUCUUCAACUGUGGGCACAAUUGGAACUGUUCAUUCGUACAAAACUGGAAGUGUCCUUGGGAAACCCAGCUCUGGAGCUGUUACUUUCUGCUACCCACGUGGAAAGCUGCUUGACAUUUACCGUAAACAAAAGAUUGAUCCUUCUUUCAUUAACAUGCCUCAUGAGAUGGAGGAAUUGCCCAGUAUAACUCAUGUUGACAGUAUUGAACCAUUAGCGUUUGUCGUUCCAAACGCUGAAGAGGAGGUCAUUAUUAAUGACAUAUGGAAGGGAAAGGUCACCAAUAGUGAGGUAGUAUAUGACUCAUUUAAGAAGGGCCGAUCAUUUGAAUAUGUUAAAGGAGAGUUGAGAAGUACUGAAGAAAAAGAAGUUACUGCCACUUCAGUUAUUGCUGAAGAGACCAUAGAUAUUUUGCAAGAAGCUGCUAAUGAUGAUACAUUUCUAGCUGGUGAAAAAAGGGUUCAUCUUGAUCAAGAGAAAGAUAGAGUUAAUGCCGCGUUUCUUGUACCGGACUCAAAUGGGCUGAUUCCAACAGUUUCAGAAAAUAAUGCCAUAGAAAUUAAAAGAGGUUAUCAUACUAAUCUUCAGUCCACCACUGGUGAGAAGCGGCAAACAGUAGACUCUGCUUUUACCCAACAUUCUAAGUUCGAUGACAGAGAAUCUGCCUCUUCUUGUGACAUGAGAUUGAAGCUUCCUGAUGAUUAUCGUUCGCUAUUUAUUUUGCCGUCUCUGGAGCAGAACGCAAGUGGCAGCAUGCAAGAAUCGGGAGGCAAUGGCGGGAUGAAAAAUUUGACCAGGGGAUUUUUCCCGGAGGAGUUAAGUUUGUACUACAUUGAUCCUCAGGGAAACACUCAGGGGCCAUUUUCUGUAGCUGACAUCACUUUAUGGUUUGAAGAAGGGUUCUUUGGGACAGACUUACCCGUCCGUUUUGCAGAUGCUCCUGAAGGAACUCCUUUUCAAGAGUUGUGUGUGAUCUUGCCUCAUCUGACACUUAGGGACAGCAAUGCUAAUAAUGUCGCAGAUCAAAAUUGUAAGAUGGAAAUAUUUGAUGCCUUAGGGGGGCAGCUGGAGGCUAGUUUGUCUGCAGCAUCUGUCGCAGAGAACACCGAUUCAUCCUCAAUGAAUGAUCCAUAUAGACCAUUUGAUGAGACCAACAGCCACUCGUCCCAGCAUGGUCUGUCCAAAUUUUCUGAGCCCGAACCCUUGUCAAAGUUGCCACAAUCAGAGGAUAUUGUUUUUCCUGGAAGAACUGAAAAUAUGGGCUACCCUACUUUGAAAUCACAUGGAAGUAAUCCUUUAGCAAAUUCUGGUCAUUCUUCUCUGUCAAAUGAAUUGGUAGAUCCUGGUGGGUCAACUCAGCAUGAAAACAAGUUACACCCUUUUGGUCUAUUGUGCUCCGAGCUUGAAGGCACUCAUACUAGGCUCAUACAAGCAUCUGACAUUCCUUCGAGUCUGGCGAGGGCUACCUCGCUUGAAGUGAUGAAUGAUUCCUCUUGUGUUGCUGAGACAUGGUCGGAUAUUUACGGACAAAAGGCGAUAUCUGUCCCCCAUUCAUAUCAAGAUCCCAUGGCUGCUCAGCGGCUAUCGCGCAUGGAACAUGAAUCCAAUGGUUUUGAUCUUGCCGAUCAUGUUAUGUCGCAAAACUUUCAGCAACAGCAGAUCCAACAGCGAAAUAUGUUGUCUCCUCAUACACGCUUGAACGAAUCAAUUCUUGAGCGGAGGGGUCAGAAUUUUAUGCACCAUCAGCAGCUGGCCAACCAUCCUACACCGGAUUUGGAACACCUUUUGAUACUUCAGAUGCAACAGCAGCGGCAGCUUGAGCUGCAACAACUUCAACUGCAACAAAAGGAGCAGUUACAGCAACGGCAAAGGCGUCCGCAGGAGCAUCAACGAUCUCAAGUUCGGCAAUUGCUACUUGAACAGCUGCUGCAUGAUCAAACACCUGAUUCUGCUCUUGGUCAGUCACUUGUUGAUCCUAUAAGUGCCAACAAUGCUCUAGAUCAAAUUGUAUGGGAACAGCAGCUUUUGCAUGAGCUACAACAACGGUCUAAUCAUUCUUCAAGGCACAUCGUUCCAUCCAUAGAGCAGCUUGCUCAAGCGAAAUUUGGUCUGGCACAACAACAAGAGCAUCAAAGGGAUAUGCUUGAGCUAAUGUCGCGUACACAGCGUGGACAGAUGCAAUCAUUGGAUCGUCAGAUUCUUCUUCAGGAGCAACAGACAAGGAAGUUGCCAAUGGGAUUGAGACAGCGUAGCAAUAUGGAAGAAGACAGGCAUAUUGAUACGGUCUGGCCAACUGAUGAAACCAAUCUAUUUCUCAGAACUUCUAGUGGUACUCACCACGCUCACUCUACGGGAAUGAGCCCAUUAGAUUUUUAUCAGCAACAGGAGAGGGUGCCUCACGAAGAGCAGCUCCAACACCUUGAGCGUUACCCGUCAUUACAAGACCGACUUCGGCAAGGGCUUUUUGGGACUGCCUCACUGCCAUUUGAGAAUUCCAUUUCUUUCCUUUCCAGUGAUCCAGGGCUGAAUCUGGACGUUCUAAAUGCCAUGCCUCAUGGCGGUGCUUUAGAUAUGCAGGAGUCAAGAGCACACAUGCAAUCUGCAGUUCAAAUGGGAACAAGAUCUUCUGGCAUUCACUCUCAUAAUGCACAAUACCCUUUAGUUCCUAACCAAUUCCAUACUCCACAUUCGGAUUCCUUUGAAGGUUGCUGGUCUGACACUAAGAGCAACAGACGACUAACAAAUGACUGGGUAGAAUCUAAAAUGCAACAACUGCAUAUCAAUUCGGAAUGGCAGAAAAAGGAGUUGGAAGGAAAGAUGACAGCGGAAGACUCAAAUAGGUGGAUGUCAGGUGGGUUUGAUGAAGACAAGUCAAGGCGAUUGUUAAUGGAAUUACAUCAGAAAUCAAGCCAUCAACCUGCUGAGUUGUUAGACAUGAAUGAUGGAGUAUCAUCUGAAAGAAAAGCGCCUUUGUGGCCCUCUUAUGUUUCUGAUUCAUGUGAACCUGCUCAGGUUUGUGCAGCUGAGGAACCGUGGAGCCGUUCAGAACGCAACGGAAAGCUGCUCUUUAGAUCUGAGUCCGUUACUUCUGUUGGGGAGUCAUUCUUGUCUAGCAUUGGUGAGACUGCUCGGUCAGUUGGCAAAGAUUCUAACAGUAUUGGUAAGCCUUCUCUGAACAAAGAGUACUUGGAGGUGGAGGGGGGGAAGCAGUUGGCCAAAAUCGAAAGAACAAGAAGGGAUUCUGUUUUCUCUAUUCAAGAUGCAUUGACUGAGAAAGGAAGGUCGGCUGUCAUAGAUCAUGGGAGGGCUCCAAUUAAUACCCUUUACAGUGACAAGAUUGGACGGAUUAAUUCAUUUACAGAAGAGAUUGUCAAGGACCGAGUGCAUGUUGCUUCCAAAGGGCAAGAAAAUAUUUUGCUGAGACGCCCUUCUGCCUCACGUCUUUCUUCAGCCCAGGAGGGAUCGCCUGAGCUGCACUCUGAUCCUUUUAGUAGGGGGGAAGGUCCUUUGAGUGGUGGUGACGGGGGGAGACGAGAGCUUGUCUUGAACCCUUCAAGCCAAGCUUUAGACAUUUCCUCAUAUGGCAUGGACAUGCAUCUCCGGCGUACGUCCUCUUUGGGUGAUUCAGAUGUGUCAGAGCCAUCAUUUAUAGACAUGCUAAAGAGUAACUCUAAGAAGACCACCACAACUGAAGCCUAUUCCACCACAGUGGCUUCCGAGCAAUUAGAUGGGGCACAAGGGAGCCGUAGUGGCAGAAAGAAAGGAAAGAAAGGGAGGCAAAUUGAUCCUGCUCUCCUCGGUUUUAAAGUCACAAGCAAUCGCAUCAUGAUGGGUGAAAUCCAACACAUAAAUGAUUAAGUUGUUUUGGUUAUGUAAUGCUCUAUGCAAUGUUGAUUUUGUACAAGUUCGUUUUAGGUUCAAAGCUAAGUGUAUAGCGGCAGCGGAUGGAACAUUUUCAUUCUUUUCUCCACAUCCUCUUGGUGAUGAAGGUUGAGGUGGGCGUUAGGUCAUAUACCAGCUAUAGAAAAUCCCGGCUUUGUCCAGUACAUGGGAGAGGCAAAAUUUUUGUACAGAGACUAACAGCAUUUACAGUGAAAAUAAUCACUUCAUACACUUUUUCAGGUAUGCAUAUAGCAUUUUCGUUU